This is a messenger RNA of Apis mellifera (honey bee), 1674 nucleotides long. Its product is annotated as pyrroline-5-carboxylate reductase 2. The transcript is spliced from 7 exons. Gene Ontology annotation, molecular function: pyrroline-5-carboxylate reductase activity. Lineage: Eukaryota; Metazoa; Arthropoda; Insecta; Hymenoptera; Apidae. The record is from RefSeq and is a predicted model, not a curated record. The coding region runs from base 773 to 1585 and encodes 270 amino acids. Gene Ontology annotation, biological process: L-proline biosynthetic process.
CACAAGUAGUCGAGGAUAACUUGGUUUUCUGAAUUCAACUUCAUCUUAUUGGGAACAAUUUGAAUAUAAGAAUUAUGUAAUAGUCGUUUUAUCGACUAUGUACUAUAUAAUAGAAGCGAUUUAUAGGGAACCUUCAGUUGUCAUAAACAAUGCGAUAGAACGACGAAUUAUGGCGUCUCGUAAUUCUCUUGUAAAAGUGUAAUAGAGAUGUUUUAAUAAUUAAAACCGGGUAAAGGAAAAAGGGGAUCGGGAGAAUUGUUUUUCAGAGAUUUGUUGAACUCGCCGUUCCGCUCGCCGCGGAAUGUUUUUUGAUGCAUGAAAACAUAUUGCGCAGACUUUAUACUUUAUCUCAUGCGUGAUUAUAUAUAUGUAUAUAUAAAAAAAAUAGUAUUGAAAUCAUCUCUCUGUCGAAGAAGAUGGGAUGGGAGACGGAAAGUGGGAAGCAAUUUGUUCAAACAUUCUCGAUCGAACAAGUUUAAAACUGCUCGAAUUUGUGAUUUUUGAUUUUUCUCUCGAUAUUUUCUCGAUUGUUGUGCGCCUUCGGUGUCGAUAAGGAAGGGAUCUUCUUUUUUUCCUUUAAAACUUUUCCCCCAAUAUUAUUAUUCACUAUAGAAGAAAUAAGAAAUUUCUCGAGAAAAUUUUUUUCAGUUUCAAUCUCGAAUAUAUCUGAAAUAUAUAUAAAAAAGAUUGGUAGUGUAAAUAAUUGAGCGACCAACUUCUUGGCGACGGAGAGGAGAAGAAGAAAAGGGUCACGUUGAACAUUGACACGAAAAUGUUAAAGAUUGGAUUUAUCGGAGGUGGAAAGAUGGCCCAGGCUUUGGCAAGAGGUUUCAUACGGUCUGGAUUAAGCAAAGGUGAAAUGAUGUUGGCUAGCUGUCUUCCAAAUGAUAUGAGUAGCAUAGAUGCGUUUAAGGAAAUAGGAUCAAAUACUGUAUUUUCAAACCAACCUGUAAUUGAUCAUGGCGAUGUUCUGAUUUUAUCGGUGAAACCACAGGUGGUUCCAAAGGUUCUUCCGGAAUUGAAGAAUUACAAGAAACUUUUACUUUCUAUUGCUAUGGGUAUUCCAUUGGCAUCAUUAGAAAAGGCCUUACCAGAUGGAACUCCGGUAAUCAGAGUAAUGCCCAAUACGCCAGUUCUUGUAGGUUGUGGUGCAACGGUGUAUGCUCGUGGAAAGUAUGCAGGCGAUAAAGAAGCUGAAAUAGCAGAAAAAUUAUUCUCCUCUGUGGGUCUAUGCGAAGAAGUACCUGAAAAUUUAAUUGAUCCUGUUACGGGUUUAGCUGGUUCAGGACCUGCAUAUGUAUAUAUGAUGAUAGAGGCUUUGGCGGAUGGAGGUGUAAAAAUGGGUCUCAUGAGGCCAUUUGCGUAUAAAUUAGCUGUUCAAACUGUUCUUGGAGCUGGUACUAUGGUACGAGAUACGAAGACACAUCCAGGACAGCUUAAAGAUGAUGUAGCAUCGCCAGCAGGCUCUACCAUAGUUGCAUUACAUUAUUUAGAAGAGCAUGGAUUGAGAUCAGCUAUAAUUGGAGCAGUUGAAGUCUCAACGAAACGAUGUAAAGAAGUUAGUUUAAAUGCAGAGAAAAAAUAGAUUGACGGAAUAAAGGAAGAAUUGUUGUAGUUGUUGAUAAAAAAAAAAGUAAGAAGAAAGUAAGAAAGCAUUGUUGUAAUUGUAGAAAA